Messenger RNA from Didymodactylos carnosus, 1200 nucleotides. The record is from the annotation of a GenBank genome assembly. Lineage: Eukaryota; Metazoa; Rotifera; Eurotatoria; Philodinida; Philodinidae.
AUGGCUUCCAAAGAUAAAUGUACAUAUCCGUUAAGUCAACUAUAUAUUGCUUGUCAAGAUGGUAAUAUAGAUUUGGUUAGACAGUUGCUCGAAGUAAUAAAUCUUGAACAAAUCAAUUGCAGGGAGUCUAAUGGAAGUACAGCACUACACGCCGCUUGUUAUUACGGUCACUAUGACAUCGUUAAAUUACUACUUGAUAAUGGCGCUUGUCGAACGAUUCUGAACGCACAUAAAUGCGCACCAUUUGAUGAAGCGAAAGAUGAUAAAAUUCGACAAUUAUUUUUACGUCCAGACAAUGAACGAUUUGUUGGUGGUAAUCAAACAGGACAAAAAGAAUGGAUGAAAGUUGAUCCAGACAUUCAUCGUCAAGCCAUCAAUAAACGUCUUUGGCUGAAAUCGGCAUGGAAUGAAACAAAAAUGUUAAAUAGAAUUGAAUGGAUGAUUGACAACUAUCUUAGAGUCAAACUUCGUAAUCCAAAAGAUUUUCAACUUAUAGAAAAAUAUUUUAGGCAAGCCUUAGAAUAUAGAGAUCCAAGAUAUUUCAUCACAGCGUAUACAGCAGACACCCGAUAUUAUCAUCAGUUGAAUGAAGAUUUUGCCUCAGAAGGCUUUGAACCACAUGAAUGGACAACAAGUAUGCCACAAUGGAUUGUUAGUUCACUCUAUAGCCAUCCGGCUUUCGAUAAAUACUCCUAUAAAGGUUUUUCGUAUCGUGGACAGAAAAUGAGCGAUGUUGAUCUUGUCCAAUAUGUGCAGGGUAGUUGUAUAAUGAAUAAAUCGUUUCAAUCAACAUCGGAAAUACGAGCAAUUGCCGAAGAAUUUGCAUGUGAUGGAAGAUUAAGACGGACAAUUGAUGGUAAUAAACUUAAACGUACUGCUCUAUUUAUCUUCGAAAUACGAAAUAGUCGAACAGCGUUGAAAAUCGACAAAAUGUCGGUGUUCGAAAAUGAAGCAGAAGUAUUAAUAUUACCUUAUGCUGCAUUCAAAGUGGUCAAAGUUAUUCAGAAUCCACCAUUAUCAUCACAAAAUAAUAAGAAAUUAUUUGCCAAUGAUUUAGAAUUUGAAAUUCAUUUAAAAGAGUGUAAAUCGUUGAAGAAAGAAGUUGAACAAAAUUUGAAAUUUGCAUUUACAAAUGCUCAUCAACCGGCAAUGUUAGAUGAUGAUGAAUUAGAACGAGAGUUGAACUCAUUUAGUUUCUAA